AUGAGCGUUAGAAAGGCACUUGUCGGGAAAGGACCCGGCGAAUACGAAAUCAUCCACGAUGGCCCUAUACCUGAUCUCCAGCCAGACCAGAUGCUAUGCAAAACCCACUCAGUAGCCCUGAACCCGGCGGAUGCGAAGACUAUCGACAACUCCCCGUGCCCGGGUAUCGGCGGCUACGAUUUCUCCGGCACCGUCGUCAAGGUUGGGAGUUCGGCCACGCGGUUCAAAGCUGGUGAUGAUGUCUUCGGAUUCGUUCACGGCCUGAACUCGGACAAUCACGAUUCUGGUGCAUUUGCAGACCACGUAGUUGCAACCGCCGACCUCUGCUGCAGGAUGCCCUCAUCCAUUACAUCCUACCAGGCAUCCACAAUGGCGCUGGCAUUUGGAACCGUGGGCUACGCAAUGUUCAAGCAGCUCGGACUCGCUAUGCCUGGCACCGAAACCGGCGAGAGGCCGGGGUAUGUUCUUGUUGCUGGGGGCAACACGGCGUCUGGCAGGAUGGCGAUCCAGCUCCUAAAGCUAUCCGGAAUCAAACCUGUCGUCACUUGCAGCGUCAACGUCAGCGCCAUCAUGAAGGACCUCGGCGCUGCAGAGACUUUCGAUUAUCGAUCCAGCACGUGCGGUCGAGAAAUCAAGAACUUCACCCGUAACAAACUGGCACAUGCUCUAGACUGCGUCACGUCCGCCGAUACCAUGGCUUCUUGUUUCGAGGCUAUCGGUGCCAAAGGGGGGAAAUACAUCGGACUUGAGGCUCCUCCGACUCUUGUAAAGUACAGUCGACGAGACGUGACCGUCGACUGGGUGCAGGCCCUGUCACUCUUUGGCAAACCUGUGAAGCUAGAUGGCGUGUAUGGAAGACCCGCCUCGCAGUCGGAUCGUCAGUUCGCCGCUCAGCUGUAUAGGGCGGCCGAAAGAUGGACCCAGGAAGGUUUGGUACGAGGCCCUGAAUUCCAACUUCGGGAAGGCGGACUGGAAGGCAUUACUGAGGGGAUUGAUCAAGUUCGCAAGGGCAAGGUUCGAGGCUUUAAGUUGGUGUACCCGAUAGCUUAG
Molecule: messenger RNA, 1050 nt
Organism: Colletotrichum graminicola M1.001
Lineage: Eukaryota; Fungi; Ascomycota; Sordariomycetes; Glomerellales; Glomerellaceae
Product: alcohol dehydrogenase GroES-like domain-containing protein
Exons: 2
Coding region: 1-1050 (349 amino acids)
Molecular function (GO): oxidoreductase activity, acting on NAD(P)H
Source: RefSeq, a predicted model, not a curated record